AUGGCAAGGGCUUCAGUGCUACCGUGGGUCCUGCUGAUGGCCUCGGUCGCACUGUUCGGCCUUGGCGCACCGUUUGCAAACGGCGCAUCAUCGAUCACGGUCGAAAAGUCGGCAUACAAAAACGUCGUGUUCGAGAUCCGGGAUAACGUCCCAGUGGAUAACUGCCAAACGAUACUGCAGAACCUAGAGAUUAUGCUGACAUCCGCCUCGCAGUACCUGUUUAAUGCGCUCGAUAGUCGCGUAUACUUCGGCGAAGUGUCCGUGAUCCUGCCGAACCAUUGGCCGCAGUCCUGCAUCCCGUACAACCAGACACGCACAUCGGCGAGUGGCGAAACGGCGGAUGUUACAAUCCGGCCACACACCAAGGCGGAACCCUCGAUCUGGACGCAACAGUACGCCGGAUGUGGCGAGUCCGGUGAGCAGAUCUACAUCGAUCCGGAGAUCCUGGGCCGUGAAACGAUCUGGCGGGAGUUUAUCCGCGAAUGGGCCAAAUAUCGGUACGGUGUGUUCGAUGAAAUCGGGUACGAUCGCGAUCCGGUGUACCCGCGGUGCUACAUCAACGAUGAGCAUAAGGUCAAGCUGACGGGCUGCUCGGACGCUCCCGUCAACGAUGAAGGACUCUGUGGAAGCCCAUCCUCACCGGUGCCAGUGCCGUACAACAUCAGCCGCGUGCUGGAUCCAAACGCGCGCACUAGCAUCAUGUUUGCCGCCGAAUCCAAGAGCGUUACCAUGUUCUGUGAUGAGGGCACGCACAACCGGUACGCACCUACAAAACAUAAUCAGAUGUGUGACCGGCGGAGUACCUACGAUGUGAUCCUGAAGCACACGGACUUUGCGCCCCAGAACCAGAUGGAGUUCAACCCGUCGGUGAUCAUCAACACCGUGCCAAAGUUCAGCUACAAAUCGCGCAAGCUAACGCGUUACGUGCUCGUGAUCGGACAAACGUUUGUGAUGCGCGAACGCGAAACCUGGAGCUUCCUGCGGCGUGCCAUCCGGAAGUGGAUCGUGUACGAUCUGCCAGCAACCAAGACGGAGAUUGGGAUUGCGUUGGCCAAUGACACGGCGACAUACGACACGUUGCCGAUCACCUCACUGCAGAUCGAGAAGAAUAAGGACCGGAUUGCGUCCUUUAUCCCGUAUACCUCGAGCGAUCUGAAUCGACCAACUUGUCUGAGCUGUGGCAUCUCGGAUGCGAUCCACAUGCUGAACGAGCAGACACGCCACCAUGGACCGGCCAGUUCGAUCAUUCUGGUGAUCGCACCCGGGAUGGACAUUGAGCACGAAUCGCUAGCACGCUCGGCCCGAGCUUCUAAGAUCCGGAUCGCGACCAUCAACUACCCGGUGGUGGAACCACGCCGUCCACUGGACGCACUAGCGCACGAAACCGGUGGCAGCGCGUACUCCGUGUUCGAGUGUCGUGAUAACUCGGAAAAGUCGCUGGUCACCACGUACUUCGAGCUGUCGAACGCGCUCUUCAACAUCGGUAAGCUGUACUACGAAGGUAACCGGAACGAGUUCCCGGUGGAGAUUUUCCGGCGCGUGCUAGUCGAUUCGGUAGGUGAAACGAACUCUCAGCGCAGCAGCCGUACGGUAACGGGCAACUUCAUGCUAGACCCGUUCAUGGGUCCACCGGCCGAGUUCUUCAUCUACGUGCACAACUCCGAAAACCCGCUCGUCUCGAACGUGCGCCUUACGAACCCAAACGGCAUCGUUUACUCCUCCAUGAGUGACGCACGCGCCUCCGUACGGCAGCUAUCGCUGCUUUCCACGAUCAACGAAACUGGCAUCUGGAAUUACUCGAUCGAACGGUUCCAGGGCAAUCCGCAGCCUCACUACGUGCAGGUGAUUGCGACACCUCGCUCAAAGUACGCUCCCGUCAUCGCAGCUCGAGCCUGGGUUCAACGUGGCAAGGCCGGUGGCCCUAUCGUGGUGUACGCCGAGGUUAAGAAGGGUGAUCUCCCGGUGGUGUCGGCACAGGUCGAAGUCACCGUCACGAAGCUGGAGCGCAUCUGCGAGCGGUUCCGUGAACCAGUGGUACAAGGUACUGAGCGUUUCUUGCUACUUGACACCGGCGCUGGUGAUCCGGACAUCACUAAAGGCGAUGGCGUGUACUCGAGGUACUUCAACGCGGACGAGUUCGGUGGUCCAGGAACGUACCAACUGGAGGUGACUGUGAGCGAUCGAGGCAAUACGGCCUACACGCUAGCGGAUGGAGCAAGUUACACCACGGCGUCUGGCGGACAACCGGGACGUUGCUGCGGUAGUACGGUGCCCAUCCCUCAGAAGCAAUCGCUGGACUCCUUCGAGCGCAUCCUGUCGCCGGUGACGAUCUUCGUCUCUCAAGCGGACCUGAUCAACGUCGCUAAGGUACCGGUGGGUCGCAUCAGUGAUCUCAGUGCCGACGUGGAAGGCAUGAAAGUGCGGCUUAGUUGGACUUCACCUGACAUGGGCGGGAAGAACGUGGCUCGGUACGAGGUAAAGUACGCCACCACGAUCAAGGACAUCGUGGAUAACUUCGACACGGCGGCCGUGCUGUGGCACCAUGACACUCCGUUCACGUUCUCCAUCGGUGAGGGUAGCGAAUUUACGAUGAAUAUCACCCACGAGCCGCAUCUGUUCGGUCAGAUCCUGUACUUUGCCGUGCGGCCAUACGCGACACUCACGAAGGACGCGGAACCAGGACCAAUCUCGAACUACGUGCGUGCGUUCGUGAUGAAACCCAAGCCGACGACACUGUUCCCGCCACCAUCUACGGGCGGCACGGAAAGCUACGAUUCAAUUUGGUCUUCGUACGACGGCAUCGCCAAGAACGGAGACGACAGCAUGGACAUCAUCCCGCGCAUCGCGAAAUCUAUGGAUCUAGGUCCAGAGCUGCUGUUACCCAUCAUCGCCGGCAUCAUUCUGCUGCUGGCGCUCAUUCUCAUCUACUGCUGGUUCUGUGUGGUAAAGAAACGUCACGACACGCACGACGACGAGCAGAAGAAGCCGAUCAAGUCGUUCAAAAGCGACACCAAGCUCACCACCAGCCACAGCGUGAUCGUGACGGCAGCCGGUAACGGAUCAUCGCCUUCAUCCAACUCGACCACGUCGUCGUCCUCGUCACCGAACCAUCAGGCAACUGGUCACGGUCAAACUACGCUCCCACAAUCCAACUCGUACGAUCUGGGACUCGGUGAUCACCAGACGGUGGGCAUUCCAACGAUCUACAACAUCGACGAUGACGUGUUGCUGGCCAAGAAGCGCUAUAGUGCCGUCAUCAACAUGGGCCCACCGGCCCACCCGAUGGAGCAACAGCUUAUCGAGGAGCUCAAGCAGCAGCAGCACAUCAUCGACACGCAGUCCUUCAUCAUGCCAGGACACGGUGGUCCCACCGGUAACGGAUCGAUCGUGCAGAACAACAACAACAACAACUGCAGCGUGAGCAUCAUCUCAACCACCUCGAACAACACCACGCUAACGCGCACGUACAACCCAAGUACGGGCACGAUCAUGGUCGGUGGACGCACGCUCAGCCCAUACGAGUCCUGGUCGGCAUCGCAACUGCUGCAGGAGCAUGAGCAACAACACCAGCGACGCCACAGCCCACCGCUUAUCGAGGAUCUCAUCGACAACAACGUGCAGCAGUCGUUCUACAACGCCGGUCAACCCCACGGGCAACAGCUUCACCAGCAACACGCGCACGUGCUCGGUCAACCUGGCUCGGAUCAGCUGUCGCUGCUCAACAACAACCACCUGAACGAGAACGGUUCGCCACCGGUGCCGCCAUUGCCGAUCUACACCACAAGCCCAAGCGUGGGUCCUACGCCGUCCGCAACCGUGGGCAAUACGACGUCCUACGUGUAUGGCCAUGGCCAGAGCCACGGGUCGUCGGUGAGCUCGGUGAACAGUGGUCUUGGUGGGGCACAAAAUGGCGGAUCCGCGAUCAGCGGCACUGACACGAAGAAGCGCCGUAAUGUGACCAUGGUCUAAGGAUCCAAGCAAGGAUUUGGAGUCUCGAGGACUUGGGCACCGAAGAACGGCAUCGGCAGCAGAGUCUCGCCUUUCCAAAGAAUGCUAUUUCGGGCCGAUCUGGUCAUGCGGCUUCUUCGAAGAACCCACCAACCUUGGUGCCCUUGAGCCCGGGUGUCCGUGAUCCGUAAAGUGCGAA
Messenger RNA from Anopheles nili, 4147 nucleotides. RefSeq names its product calcium-activated chloride channel regulator 1-like. The transcript has 3 exons. The record is from RefSeq and is a predicted model, not a curated record. NCBI's taxonomy places the organism in Eukaryota, Metazoa, Arthropoda, Insecta, Diptera, Culicidae. Bases 1 to 3969 code for a protein of 1322 amino acids.